AUGAGUUUUGAUUUUGCUCUAAAAAGUAAGGGAUUUAUUUUGUCUUCGAUUAUAUACAAGUUUUUAUAUAGAACCAUGAAACCUGAAAAUUUAAAAAUAAUUGUCUUUGAUUUAGACUACACCCUUUGGCCCUUUUGGGUAGAUACCCAUGUUACUCCACCCUUUAAAAAGAUAAACAAUGACAUAGUAGAUACAUACAAUUCCAAAAUCAAAUGUUACCCUGAAGUACCAGAAGUCUUAAAAAACUUAAAAGAGGAAGGCUAUGAAAUAGGGGUAGCGUCUAGAACGUCGGAAAUUAAAGGGGCGCAGCAACUUAUUGAACUUUUUGGGUGGGCAAGUUAUUUCACUUACAAGGAAAUAUUUCCGGGAAGCAAAGUAACUCAUUUUAAUAAUAUAAAAAAGCAGUCAAACAGGCACUUUGACGAAAUGCUAUUCUUUGACGACGAGAGUCGCAACAUUUAUGACAUUAACAGGCUGGGAGUGGUUUCGGUUUUAGUUAAAAACGGCGUUACUAAAGAAGUUAUUGAGGAGGGAUUGCAGAAGUACAUUGAGGAACGGAAAUAG
Ceutorhynchus assimilis (cabbage seed weevil) is the source of this 564-nucleotide messenger RNA. The record is from the annotation of a GenBank genome assembly. NCBI's taxonomy places the organism in Eukaryota, Metazoa, Arthropoda, Insecta, Coleoptera, Curculionidae.